Trachymyrmex septentrionalis is the source of this 1075-nucleotide messenger RNA. RefSeq names its product ankyrin repeat domain-containing protein 29. Lineage: Eukaryota; Metazoa; Arthropoda; Insecta; Hymenoptera; Formicidae. The transcript has 8 exons. Bases 1 to 912 code for a protein of 303 amino acids. The record is from RefSeq and is a predicted model, not a curated record. Gene Ontology annotation, molecular function: protein binding.
AUGUCCAUGAAGAAAGAGUCGCCUUGGGACGUGGAGCUGCAUCUGGCGGCGGCACGCGGGGACGCCAAGCGUCUUCGUGUUUUAUUGGAUUCCGGACGCGUUCACGUUGAUUGCAAGGACAAGGACGGCACGACACCUUUGAUAUUAGCUGCUGCUGGUGGCCGCAUGGACGCUGUAACCGAGCUGUUGCAUCAAGGGGCGGAUCCCAAUGCCAAAAGACUGACCGGGACAACGGCUUUGUUCUUCGCCGCCCAGGGCGGAUACAUGGACAUCGCGGGUUUGCUUUUGGAGCACGGCGCGAUCGUGGAUUCGUGCAGCAUAGAUGGCGGCACGCCGCUCUUCGUCGCAUGUCAAUACGGUCAUCUGGACGUUGUGGAAGGCUUAAUAGAGAGAGGCGCCAGUCCGAACGCUCAUAUGAAGGACGGUGCCACGGCGUUGUUUAUCGCUGCCCAGAACGGCCACCUUCGUAUUCUGGAAGUCCUCCUGGAACACGGGGCGAAGACGGACGCGGUAAGAACGGACGGCGCUACACCGCUGUGGAUCGCAUCGCAAAUGGGACACGAUCACGUCGUCAGGAGGUUGUUGAGAGCCGGCGCGAAGGUCGACGCCACGAGACACGACGGCGCAACCCCGCUUUUCAAAGCUGCCCACAAAGGUCACACCGCCGUCAUCGGCGAGUUGCUCAAGUAUCGUCCUUCACUCGGUAUACUCCCGAACGGCGAAAGUGCAUUACAUGCGGCAGCCUUGACGGGACAUAUGACAGUUGCGAGGCAGCUCGUGGGAGCGGGGGCUGAUCCUUUACUCGUAAAUCAGGAAGGCAUUACGCCACUUCAACUGGCCGUCCGACACUCGCAGACGCAAGUCGCCAAUUACCUGAGGGAUAAAGUGAGAGUGCGAACCGCAUCCUGUUAGCGAUACUUCCUUUAUCUUGAUAUUACCAUAUCGAGAUAUUAUUCGAUGAGCUUGGCUCAACGAUCGCAGUAUUUUUAAGCAGGAUGUAAGGCACAAAUGGAAUGUGAAAAAGAGUAGCCUGUUUUUAAAAUCGAUAAUUUUAUUAUGAUAAAAGAAUGUUAUA